UAAAACAGGCCCCAGUGUAAUGACAGUAUGAAACAGAAUGAGGUGUGUGUGUAGUGUUUAUCAGGGACCCAGUGUAUUGAGGUCUGAGCCCCUGACUGUAAUCUGGGUAAUUUGACUAAUCUGAUUAUUCUGCUCUGACUGGGGCUGCACUCACACACACACAAGACCUAUGGGCUAUCCGAUUAAACUUGAGACUGAGGCAGCAGUGGUCAUUAAUAUUACUCCCUCAGUCGUUUGCACUGCCACACAUUUACAAGAGCUAUUGGCUGUUUCACUACAACACACACGAGGACUAGCAGCAGUAGCAGAACCAGGAUCGAUUUGGGACCAACUCAUACAGGAUACACUACUAAAGGACUCAUACCGAUCUCCUUUGACAACAGGAGGCCUCGCAGGAAUACUCAGUCUCAUACAGCGACAGACACAAACCUACGCUGGUCAAGCAGAAGUGUCUAGUGAGAGGCUGAGGGACCAGAGAAGACUUUUCUAAUGGAGCCAGCUGGUACUACUACUACUGUUACUACUGCUGCUGCCUACCCCCGGAAGAUUCUGGACUAUAUGGAAGGCUUCCUGGUCUCUAAGACCCUGUUCACAGCCUGUGAGCUGGGUGUGUUUGACCUGCUGGCCUCGUCACAGCACCCCCUGUCUCUAGAGGAGGUAGCACUGGGAAUCAGGGCCAGCCAGGACGGGACUGAGAGGCUCCUGGCAGCCUGCACCGGGCUGGACCUACUCAAUACACACACACUGGAAGGACAGGUGACGUACAGUAACACAGAGCAGUCCAGUGUGUAUCUGACCCAGUCCAGUCCAGUGUCCCUGACCCAGUCCAUCCACUACAGCUCCAAGACCAUCUACCUCUGCUGGCAUUACCUGACUGACGCUGUGAGGGAGGGCAGUAAUCAGUAUGAGAAGGCGUUCGGUGUCAAAUCUGAACAUCUGUUUGAAGCCCUGUACAGGUCUGAGGAGGAGAUGGUAAAGUUUAUGCAGCUGAUGAACUCCAUCUGGAACAUCUGUGGUCGAGACGUGGUGACGGCCUUCAACCUCUCACCUUUCACAACCAUCUACGACCUCGGGGGUUGUAGUGGAGCGCUGGCCAAGCAGUGUGUGUUGGCGUACCCAGAAUGCACUGUGACGAUCUUUGACCUCCCCAAGGUGGUGAAGACAUCCAGAGAACACUUUGUUACCGAUGACAACCAGAGGGUCAGCUUCCAUGAAGGGGACUUUUUCAAAGAUGCGCUGCCAGAUGCUGACCUCUAUAUUCUGGCGAGAAUACUUCAUGACUGGACAGACGCGCGCAGCAUAGAACUACUGACCAAAGUCUACAGGGCCUGCAGACCAGGAGGAGGUGUGUUGGUGGUAGAGGCGUUGCUGUGUGAAGACGGGUCAGGACCUCUGACAGCCCAGCUGUACUCUCUGAACAUGCUGGUGCAGACGGAGGGGAAAGAGCGGACGGCAGCAGAGUACACUGCCCUGCUGACAGCCGCAGGGUUUCAAAACAUACAGGUGGAGAGGACAGGCAAGAUUUAUGAUGCUGUCCUGGGACGCAAGUAGAGAAGUCUCUAUAUCUACUGUUGAUGUUGCUGAUGUCCAGAUCUGCUAUCUUAAUUUGAUCACUCUGUUGUCGCAGUGUAUUCAACGUUUGAAAGGGCUUCUUAAGUUUGUAAUUUCCACUACAAAAUAUCAGACUUGAUUAACGGAAAAUGAAUCAACCCCUACAAAAAUAUAGAUGAAUUACAACCUACAUAAUAAUUCACAUUUCCCUGCUGCUGGAGGUUUAUUAUUAACAUGGUCAAAUUAAAUGAUAGACCGUUAUUAUCUCUGUAGACCUGUCUAUCUCUGUAGCCUAGGUAGUAAACCUAUUGUCUUUGUAAUCUUUAUCUGUAUGUUAAAACCUUUGUUCUUCUGUUAUGAUAGACUAUUUACCCAUUAAAACUGUGUUGUUCUACGGUCAA
Oncorhynchus keta (chum salmon) is the source of this 1952-nucleotide messenger RNA. RefSeq names its product acetylserotonin O-methyltransferase-like. Gene Ontology annotation, biological process: melatonin biosynthetic process; methylation. The transcript is spliced from 8 exons. Lineage: Eukaryota; Metazoa; Chordata; Actinopteri; Salmoniformes; Salmonidae. The record is from RefSeq and is a predicted model, not a curated record. Gene Ontology annotation, molecular function: acetylserotonin O-methyltransferase activity. Bases 490 to 1551 code for a protein of 353 amino acids.